Messenger RNA from Didymella exigua CBS 183.55, 1660 nucleotides. RefSeq lists its product as uncharacterized. The record is from RefSeq and is a predicted model, not a curated record. Gene Ontology annotation, biological process: double-strand break repair via homologous recombination; telomere maintenance; reciprocal meiotic recombination. The transcript has a single exon. Gene Ontology annotation, molecular function: single-stranded DNA binding; ATP-dependent activity, acting on DNA; four-way junction DNA binding. NCBI's taxonomy places the organism in Eukaryota, Fungi, Ascomycota, Dothideomycetes, Pleosporales, Didymellaceae. Gene Ontology annotation, cellular component: centrosome; replication fork; Rad51B-Rad51C-Rad51D-XRCC2 complex. Bases 273 to 1616 code for a protein of 447 amino acids.
AGCCAAGCACAACACCGCGCUGCUAGGCGACGAUCAUCCGAUCGCACCCUCUCGGAUGCAUCCCGAACCUCCAGCCACGAUCCUGCGGCCUGCGGCAUCGUGUUCCCUGCUCACUGGAGCGAUUGCCUGAUCGGGCGCGCUAGUAGGGUGCAGUGUAGACAGCAGUCAACCAGGAUGCAUAUCAGACUGCCGCUUCGACAGCGCGAUUGAGCACUCCAGAUAAGACAAGACAAGACAAGGCUUGGACAGACGUUCAUGAAAAGAGAGGAACAAUGGCCGCGGUGCACACCCCACACACACCCCCCGCGCCACCACGCGCAGGCGAACCACACCUCGCAUCAUCCCUCCUCGGCCCUUCACCCCUGGAAUCUAUACUCGACGCGCUGACCCUCGACGAUGCGCACAUGCCCCCGGAGACCCUCAGGACGUACGUUCCCAGCCUCGACGCCGCGCUCUGCGCCACCUUCCAGGGCGGCAGCGUCGUCGCGCUCAGCGCCGAGAGCAGUGUGCGGGAUCUUGUCGCGAGAACACUUCUCGUCGAUGCGCUGCUCAGGUACCCGGCGAGCGCGAUCGCGGUCAUUGACACGGCGGGGAAUUUCGAUGUUGUGGGGCUGUAUAGGAUGGUGGUGGCGCGGUUGCAGAUGGAGCCUGAGAACGCGGGGAUGCGGGGUGGGGCGAGCGGAGUGCAAGAGGUAGCGGCGAAGACGCUGGAUCGGGUCAAGAUUUUGCGGGUUUUUGACUUUGUGGGGAUGAGGGAGGCGGUUGGAGAGUUGAGGGGUGAGCUGGAGGGGAGAGGGGCGAGGGGGGAGUGUGGUGCACUUGGAGAGCAGGAGAUGGCGUUGGAGAAUGCUCCAGCGGCCGAGGUCGUCGGGGAAGAGGUCCCCUCGCGGCGGUUGGAGAGAACGGAAGUAGCGGACAGCGAGGACGAAGAGGAAGGCCUAGAAGACUCGGACGACGAGAUGCUGUUCGACGCUCCAGCACCGCCCACAGCCCCGUCAGUACCGCAGCCAGCCUCAAAUCACGCAUCCUCUCCACCGACUCCUAGCACACAACAGUCCACGCCCUCAUCCGCACCCGCGCCCGCGACCGCGCCAGUCCUCAAAAUGAUCCUCAUCGACAACCUCGCGCACGUCCUCACGCCCCUGCUAAAACAAGACACCACCUCCGCCAACACGCUGGCAACAACCUUCCUCGUCACGCUCUCAAACCUGACACAGACCCACGCCCUCCACACCAUCCUGCUGAACCCUUGCACCACGCCACGCGCCCCUUCACCCAGCCGAAAGGCAGCCGAUACCGCCGCACUAGGGCCGCAGCAAGCGUACAGGCUCCAGCCGCCGCCACCGCCGAGCGUCUUCUCGUCGAAUAAGGCGGUGCCGGCGCUGUUGGGGCUCAUGAGCAGGUAUGCGGAUGCGCACGUGCUAGUCGGUAUGUUGCCGCGGCGGAAGAUGGACGCGAGAGUGUACUACGCAGAUACCGGGGGCAGGGAGAGGGGGAAGCGGAGGGGCGUGGAGAUGGUGGGUGUGGUCGAGGUAGUUGCGGAUCGGUGGGGUGGGAGGGUUGGCGCGUGGGGUGCUUUCAAGGAGGGAAAGGACGGGGGGAUCGAGGGCUUGUGAAGUAUCUUGAUGAUAUCUAGGUGUUGAGCUAUGAGAAGGUUGGG